This is a messenger RNA of Chara braunii, 2693 nucleotides long. Lineage: Eukaryota; Viridiplantae; Streptophyta; Charophyceae; Charales; Characeae. The record is from the annotation of a GenBank genome assembly.
UCGGAGAAAGGUCUGAGUCAGUUCUGCGUUUGUUCUUUAUUUAGUUCUUUAUUUAGUUCUUUAUUGUAGUUAUUUAUUUAGUUCUUUAUUUAGUUCUGAGUUAGUUCUGAGUUAGGUCCGAGUUUAAGCUGGAGUAAUGUGUGAGUCAGAUCUGAGUUUAGGUCUGAGUUAGGUCUAAGUUAUGCCGGACUUAAGUGUGAGUUGGAUCUUGGUUUAGGUCUGGUCUCAGUGGCUGAGAGUGAAAUCAGUAUGUUCCUUUUGUCGCACACCUCAGUCAACAUAGCUACUCGGCUGGGGCAGCACUAGCUGAGCAGAGUCAACUGAGUCAACAUCAGCUGAGCAGAGUCAACUGAGUCAACGCCAGCUGAUCUGCAUCAACUUAUUCAACACCAGCUGAGAUGAGGCAUCAGGGAGGCCCAGCUGAGUCAACAGCAGAUGAGAUUCAGAGCUGAGUUCCUUGCACUUCCGUUGGUCCGAUUGGCAGAAGGAAGGUUACAUCGGCAGUCUGGACUCCAAAGAUGGCCCCAGGUCAACCAGUUAGUCAACCGGGUCAACCAGCUGGUCAGCGCAGUCAGCUUGCUGAUCAAAAUGGUCAACCAGACGCUCAGCAUCGUUUCCAGUCAAAACAUUGCCAACACUGUGGGUACGAGGGUACGGGAUUCGCAUCUGCUAGAGGUUCUAGAAACCUCACACCCACAGAAGACAAGGCGGUCUUUGCUAUGGAAUCUCCUGCCCGCCUUAGAGGAGCCGGGCCCCUUGAUCCCGAUGAGGAAGAUGCAGUGAUGAGUCAAAGCGGACCGCCACACGGGACCGGCAUCGGGAAGCUAUGGAAAUCAGAGGGACGAAUCAACUUCACGGCUGCGCCAAAUGGCGAUCGGGAUGCGUAUCGGCACCACGGUCGGGAUCAGGUUCGGCAUCAGGAACGUGGCCGAGAACAGGGCCGGGAGUAUUCGACAUCCAGGAUGACGCGACUGCAAGGUGGUGGAGUUGAUGAGGGUAAAGGUUUGAAGCCUGCCAUGCAGAAUGCAGAAACCAAUACCAGCUGUCCAAUUCCAUCCCAUGCAGCAUUCCUUAAUCUGGAAAGUUCCCUAAUGAGGAAAAAGAAGAGACUGGCAACAAAUGACCCUGGAAGAGGAUGUCUUUGUCGAUCCUUUGUCAGAAGCGACCAUGCUCCAGCCAACUUGUCGAUUCACAUCGAGGGAGCGGAUUCAGAAACAGGGUCAUCAAAACUCCGGGUGAAACGGAAAGCAUCCGUUUGGAGAAUGAAGGGCGCUUCCGGAAGCUGCAUCUGUCCGUAUGGUCGAAGACAAUCCGGAAGCGUUGUGGACGAGUCUGGAUGUCUGAGGAAAAGCAGGAGAUUGCGGUGUCAGCACUCGAGAGGAGGAGGAGGAGGAGGAGGCGGAGGAGGAGGAGGAGGAAGAGGAGGAGGAGCAGGAGGGGUACCACAUGGCUGUUCACACAGAGAGUUACUUAAGAAUAGCAUGUUGGUAGAGAAAUCGCUGGCGACUGGCAAUGAGAAUCCUUCAACGAUCAAAUUGAACGAAAGAUCGGUCAACGGUGGAGACGGAGGAGGGAUUGGUCAUUCCGAAAGUGCCCGAGCUAAGGAUGACCUUCCCACUUUAGGAAACCUUUCCACUUCAGGAACGUUGGUAUCGCUUCCGCUCCAGGGAUUGGAGAGGGUAUCUGCCCAGGACGUGCUAUCUUUGCGCCAGCACCUUGAUCAUGCCGAAUCCCAGCUUAAGAAAGCGCUAGCGAGGGCGGAAGCUGCGGAACGGAAACUGGAAGAGGAGCGGGAGGUGUGCUUGGGACAAAGCAAGAAACAGCGGGCGGAGUUGGAGGAGAUGACAAAAGAAUUACAGAAGAAAUUACUCCGGGUGGCAUUUGACUUUGACUUUGACUUCAAGCUCGACUUUGACUCUGCCUUUGAGCUCAACUUGGACUUGGACUUGGACUCUGACUUCGAGCUCAACUUGGACUUGGACUUUGAAUUUGACUUUGACUCUGACUCUGACUUUGAGCUCGACUUUGAGCUCGACUUUGAGCUCGACUUUGAGCUCGACUUUGAGCUCGACUUUGAGCUCGACUUCGACUCUGACUCUGACUUGGACUCUGACUUGGAAUUUGAAUCUGACUUUGACUUUGACUUUGACUUUGACUUUGACUUUGACUUUGACUUUGACUUCCACUUUGAGUGUGACUUUGACUUUGCCUUUGACUUCCACUUUGAACUAGAGGAGGAACUGGCGCGGAAAACAAGCGCGAAUGGGCAGGUUCCUGAGCUCAAAGAAAGGCUGGAGCAGGCACAAAGGGAGAGGACAGAGGCAGCUGAAAGAGCCUCAGAGUUGGAUGGAACCGUGAAAAAACUAAGUGUUGAGCUGGACCGGGAGAGAGAGGCGAAGAUUGCACUGGAGGCAAGACAAUUGGAGCUUGAGGAGAAACAACGAGAACUAGAGGAGCGACUGCACCUGGAGGAAGAAGCUCGCCGCCGAACCAGUGAACAAAAUAGACAACUGGACAUCUCGUUGCAGUCUCUGAAUGAUGGGAACAGUACUCUCAUGGAGUCUUUGCGAGCGACCGAAGAGGAGUUAUACAAGGCCAGAGAGGAAGUUAGAUGGGCUCGUGCGCAGGUGGAGAGUGCGAACGAGAUGGCCUCUGCUGCCCGCAACGAAGCCACUCAUCACAUUUCUCUGUUG